Molecule: messenger RNA, 2274 nt
Organism: Cololabis saira (Pacific saury)
Lineage: Eukaryota; Metazoa; Chordata; Actinopteri; Beloniformes; Belonidae
Gene: knop1
Product: lysine-rich nucleolar protein 1
Exons: 6
Coding region: 277-1827 (516 amino acids)
Source: RefSeq, a predicted model, not a curated record
CAAGAAGAAGAAAGCUGUCCACGAUUUUGCUGUCGUUUACGUGCCUUUAACUUACUAGCGGGGGCUCAUCACAGUUGGCGCUUUAUAAACUGGUUAAGCGACUGGUCCUGCAAAGAGACGUUGAUGAGUAGUGCCUGGCUCUGCAGACAGUCAAACAUUUGGUCAGAUUUAUUUAGGGUUUUUUGCUCUUUCACUCACAGUCUGUGCACCUCAUCUUUGCAUUUUUUUUAAACUUAGAAAAGCCUGACUUUUCUAGCUGUUGGGUAAUGAGUGGAAAUGAAGAUGAAGGAUAAGAGUGAAGAAGGUCUUGUAAAGAGGGAGAAGAAACAGAAGAAAAAACAAGCAUCCCAUCCUGAAAACCACAACUGUAUCACUGAGGACGAAAGCCAAGCUGUAUUGAAAAAAAGAAAGAAGAAAGAUAAUAAGGCUGACAGGGUGGCAGAUGAGGAGGAGUGCAGGAAUGGAAACAGUGAGAGUAAAGAGAAGAAGAAGAAAAAGAAGAGAAACAUUGAGUGUGAUUCUUUGAAUGAUGCCAAUAAUGAUGAUGCCAAGGAUGUAGAAGACAAAAGAGCGAGCAAAAAGACGAAGAAGCAGCAUCUGGUCGAAGACGAUGUGAAUCAAGAAGAAAAUGGGCAAAACUCAUUAAAAGUGGAAAAGAAACGAAAGAAGAAAGUAAAAAAUUUGCAAAUUAAAUCUGAAAAUAUGCAAGAGGAAGAGGAACAUCACAUUGAAAACGAUAAGAUGUCAAAGAAAGACAAGAAAAGAAAAAGGGAUGCUUUAGCUGUAAGCCAAGAGCAGACAGAGGAGCCUGUUGUUAAGAAGAAGGAGAAGAAGAAGAAAAAGGAACGGCAGCUGGCUCUCGAUGAUGGAACAGCAACAGAUAAUGGAUCACUGUUAGGAGCUCAAGAAACUGAAGUUGAGGUGUUACAACUGAAAAAGAAGACAAAGACUAGGGCCAACUUUAAAGAGAAUGGAAAUGAGUUGGAAUCAUCUGAGGAGAAAUGUAAGAAGACACCAAAAAAGGAAGAUAGUAAAACACAAAAUAAGAAAAAAGGCAAAUCUCCCAAUGGUGAGAUUGGUGACAGAGAGGAAGGGAAGACGAAGAAAAGAAAAAAAGGAAAAUGCAGAAUAGCCUCUGUGGAGGAUGCGGAAGUAGAAGCAACGGAGCCGAAGAAAAAAUCAAAAACUGAUGAGGAAGAACCAGCAUUGGAUAAAAGUGAAGAUUUGGAGGAGGACCUGUGUAGUAAUGUCACAGUGACCUCUGAUACUCGGAGCAAGAAAAAGAAAAAGAGCUCUGUGAAUGUAGAGCAGGUGAACAUCACUGGAGCUGAAGCUGGUGCAAAAAAGAAGAAAAAGAUCAAAGGAGAGCAGGCAGACUCAAAGGAGUCUGCCCAUGUCGGGGUAGCUCUAUCGCAUAAGAGUGGAAACACUGACGAUAUCGCUAUCAACCAGGAGACAAGAAAGGCUUUGCAGAUGAAGACUGACAAAACUUCUCAACCUGAAGAACCAGCCAAACAUUCGGGCUUAGGCCAGUGGAGUACUGCGCGGUUCGACAGCACCGAUAAGCAGCAGAAAUUCCUACGGUUGAUGGGCGGCUUCAAAAAAGGUUUACAGCCGGACGUCGCAAGCAGCGGAGGAGCCAAUAUGGCGCUGGGGCAGGAAGCACAGCAGCAGUUGCAGCAAGGGCUUCUGGGAGAGUUUGAGCGAGCCCAGUCGCGGAGAUUGGACCUCAGUAACAGGGGAGCCGGACUUGGCUUUAGUGCACCGUCCAAUAAGAAGUUUUCCAUUGACAUAAACGCAAGCCGAUCAGUCCGCUUUGACGACUGACGUGUGUCCACUGCUGUUUAUAGAUGUAUUUCCUUUUUUUAACUUUUGAUUUGUACAGUUUUUGCUCAGCCCCACUUAAGGGUUCACCUUAUAAGAGAUUUAAAAUGAAUAUUUGUCAAUGAGAACAAAUUGGCUGUUGGUUUUAUUCCCCCGCCCCCAUACCUGCAUAUAUAUUAAUUGUUAAUACUAAGUUUGGCAAAACCUAAAAGCCACAAAUAUAUGCAUUUUUGUCUUGCCACAGAGGUUUUUUUGUUUUUUUUUUUGUGUGCAUGUGUUUGGGAGUCUAUCACCUUCACUAGUCUUCCUGACAGUCUACUGUCAUCAUUGCUUUUUGUAGAGUGAUUAAAAUCCUUGGUUUACAGAUGCAGAAACGGGUCUUUUAUGUGAAUAAUGACGGUUCAGUGACCAGUGUGACGUGUACAAAUAGGUUUUUCUUUGUUAAAGCUA